Molecule: messenger RNA, 901 nt
Organism: Neopelma chrysocephalum (saffron-crested tyrant-manakin)
Lineage: Eukaryota; Metazoa; Chordata; Aves; Passeriformes; Pipridae
Product: transmembrane emp24 domain-containing protein 11-like
Exons: 5
Coding region: 82-735 (217 amino acids)
Biological process (GO): intracellular protein transport; endoplasmic reticulum to Golgi vesicle-mediated transport; Golgi organization
Cellular component (GO): endoplasmic reticulum; endoplasmic reticulum-Golgi intermediate compartment; Golgi apparatus
Source: RefSeq, a predicted model, not a curated record
GGAACAACCACAGGACUACAGGCAUUUGUAUGUAACUAUUUCUCUUCAAUAGCAGUACAGUAGGGAUAUAUUAAAAAAAACAUGAAAAGCCAAUUGAUAGGAUUAUUUAUGAACUUCUGGAUUUCUUUUUCACUUGCUUUGUAUUUUCACAUUGGAGAAAGAGAAGAGAAAUGUAUAAUUGAAGAUCUUCCCAGCGACACGUUGGUAUUUGGGAAUUACAAAGUACAACGCUGGGAUAUACAUAAACACGACUUUCUUGAAUCUGCUCCUGGUUUGGGAAUGUAUGUGACUGUCUCAACUCCUUCUGGUGAGGUACUAUUAUCAAAACUGUAUGGGCCACAAGGAACAUUUUCUUUUACAUCCCAUCUCUCUGGGGAGCACAUUAUCUGUUUCCAGUCAAACUCCACAAGACUUCUGGCAAUUGCAGGAAGUAAACUGCGUAUACAUUUGGACAUUAGAGUUGGAGAGCAUUUUUUGGAUGAAUCUGCUGUUCAAGCCAAAGAAAAAGUGGAUGAAGUUAAUAUCAGACUAGAACAUCUAAUUGAGCAAAUGCACCAUGUAUCCAAAGAACAAGACUAUGAAAGAGAACGUGAAGAAAAAUUUCGGAAGACAAGUGAAGAAACCAACAGCAAUAUUUUGUGGUGGGCUAUAGUACAAACACUGAUCCUCAUCUCUGUUGGAAUCUGGCAAAUCAAAUCUCUCAGAGAUUUCUUUAUAGCUAAGAAACUUGUUUAAAUUCUAUAAAGUAAAUGCACAGAUUCAGAAAUUGCACAUCAUGUAACACUGAACAUCAUAAGAAACCCUGUAACUAAAAGAAAAUUGGUUGCAUAGAACUCUCAAGUUUCUCUCAUCUUCUACUCUGAUUCUAACUCUGGUUUCUCCAUCUAUGUCACAACCUCUU